AUGGUGUCCUUCGAUGUGAAGUCGCUUUACACAAGCGUGCCCAUUGACUUCGCCGUCAAGGUCUGCACUGACGCUCUCGAAUCGGACCCAAGUCUUCCAGAAAGGACACCGCUCGAGGCUCCAGAUCUCAGCAGACUUCUAGAGUUUUGUCUGAGCAACACAUACCUCACGUUCCAGAAAAAGUUAUUCAAACAAGUCCAUGGAACCGCAAUGGGAGCCUCGAUCUCAGUCACCGCAGCGAACUUGGCAAUGGAGUCACUGGAGUCCCGUGCCCUGUCUAGUUUCAACCCACGUCCAAGGGUAUUCCUACGCUACGUGGACGACUGUUUCUCAGUGGUUAAGAAGUCUGCUUUGAGCGCUUUUCUUCUGCACCUUAAUAGCAUGGAUCCAGCCAUACAGUUCACGACAGAGGAAGAAGUUAAUGGUCGUCUGCCAUUUUUGGACGUGCUCGUGAAACGCGACGGCAGUAGGUUGUCGUUCAGUGUCUUCAGGAAGGAAACUCACACUGGCAAGUACCUAAGUUUCAGCUCUGUGCACCCGAUGUGUCAGAAGAAAUCGGUGGUCGCUUCACCUGUACGUAGGGCGGAGAAACUUUCCUCAACUCCGGAGAACCAAGCGGCCGAGCUAGCCACGAUACGCCGUGACCUCUCAUCUUCGGGCUACCCCAGUUCGCUUAUUCAAGCUGUUAAAAAGAGCUUAGCUCAUCCUACGCCAAAUGACUCUCAACAACACAACGACAAGGAGAGGAGAAAAAAGAUUCCUGUGCCGCACGUCCCCGGCAUAAGCGAAGGUCUGUCCCGAAUCCUUCGGGGGUAUGAAGUCGACGUCGCUCACGUGCCUACGCGCAAGCUCAGACAAGCUGUGGGGACGGUGAAAGACAAACUCGAUAAGGAGAAGUUCCCGGGCGUCGUGUACAGAAUUCCUUGA
This is a messenger RNA of Rhipicephalus sanguineus (brown dog tick), 927 nucleotides long. RefSeq lists its product as uncharacterized. The transcript has a single exon. NCBI's taxonomy places the organism in Eukaryota, Metazoa, Arthropoda, Arachnida, Ixodida, Ixodidae. The record is from RefSeq and is a predicted model, not a curated record. The coding region runs from base 1 to 927 and encodes 308 amino acids.